Messenger RNA from Pyrus x bretschneideri (Chinese white pear), 1233 nucleotides. RefSeq lists its product as uncharacterized. The record is from RefSeq and is a predicted model, not a curated record. Lineage: Eukaryota; Viridiplantae; Streptophyta; Magnoliopsida; Rosales; Rosaceae. The transcript has 4 exons. Bases 1 to 1233 code for a protein of 410 amino acids.
AUGUCUUCGUCGAAUUCGAUCGACAAGAUAAUGGGAAGCAGCUUCUGCACUCUGAAGAGGAAAAAUAUGGCCGCUGUUACAACGACGCUGGUUUGCGUGAAGCAAGUGAAGCAAGAGGCGUCGGAAGAGUGGGACGAGAGCAUGCCAUUGCCCGGGGACAUCAUUGAAGGGGUUUAUUAUUCCGAGAGCCGUGACAAUAUUGGUGACGAGCUUUUCGUGCCUACGAAAGCCAAGGCAGAGCUGACGUCGCUGCUCGCUAAGUUUAGCAAUGUGGAGGUCAUUUGGGUGAAGGUGAGGAGGGGUGAUAGCACUCUCAAGCUCCGGACGGGCAUCGUGGCUGAGAGGCUUUCGAUGCUUCACAAAAAGUAUACGAUCAAAGCGGCUACGGAUGAUAGACAUGUUGCAGUUUUGGGGGACUUGACCUCGGAUCAAUGCACUGAGCUGCAAGAAAUGAGCAGGAGUUUGGUGAACGUGGAAUACAGGGGAUACAACAAAAAGGGAGUUAAAUAUGACUGGAAGAUGAAAGUCGACAGCCACUUGCCCGACCAACGGUGCACGAUCAUUAGCUCCAUUCUGUUCAUGCCGCUGCCAGGCGAGUACUGCACGGAGGCCACAACUGCCCGGUGCAUGGCUUGGUUUUCUGCUGCAAUUGCUUCUGGAGCCCCGCUUAUUUUUGUUAACAUCCAAACCGAACAGAUUGUGUCGUCGGAUAAAAAUAAUUUACUAGGAAAGGAAAUCAAUUGGAACAAGCAACAACAAAACCAUACAACGACGGUCCAAAUUGCGCAGGGCAUAAGGCUUUGGUUUAUGCCCGGAGUUGCAGAACUGUUGAUCGAAUUGAUACCUGAACCUGGCGAAGCACGGUUUGGAUUGGACAUCAAACGAACCGAAGAGGGAUUGAUUUGCAUACACUCGGUAGCAAAAGGUUCGCCCGCGGAUCGAUCAGGGCUUAGAAGCCUUCAUGAGGAAGCAUAUGCAAGUGGUUACCAGCUUGUCAUAUCCAGGUUAGAAGGCAAGAGCUUGAUGCCUUCAUAUGUCAGCUCCGCCGGGCUCAUACAUUGCUGUGAUCACACCGAAAUUAAAGAGACUCUUCACUCGGCGAUCGAUCAGAUGGACAGAGUUCAGUUCCACCUAAUGGCCUGGUCUAACCAUUUGCUUCGAGUUGCUCCGAAAUCUAUUGGUGUUGCUACGCUCCGGCCGCCGAGCGGAUGCUGUCCCCCAAGAACAAUGUGA